Puntigrus tetrazona (Sumatra barb) is the source of this 8223-nucleotide messenger RNA. RefSeq names its product spermatid perinuclear RNA binding protein. Gene Ontology annotation, cellular component: precatalytic spliceosome. The coding region runs from base 343 to 2433 and encodes 696 amino acids. The record is from RefSeq and is a predicted model, not a curated record. NCBI's taxonomy places the organism in Eukaryota, Metazoa, Chordata, Actinopteri, Cypriniformes, Cyprinidae. The transcript is spliced from 19 exons. Gene Ontology annotation, molecular function: single-stranded RNA binding; double-stranded RNA binding.
UCCUCAUUCAUCUCAGUGCGCGUGAGUGAGAGGCAGCAGGCGGAGUGCGAGUCUUGCUGACACCACUAUAUUGGUCUGAACCUCGACUCGUCCACACCGAGGAUACACUUGGAUUAAAACGUCGCUCCUUUCCCCAGUCCAGAUCUGACGGCGUCUGUGCUCCGAGAGAAGCUCUGGACAGCAGCAGGACGCGAGCGCUGACGGUUUGGUGCAGUCGGGUGCAGCGGGGGGUCAGAGAGGCGAGCGCAUGAGGAGAGGGCGUCCCGAGACCCCCGUCUCCACACUCCGCGCUCGCACACACACCUUCACGGACACACCGCGCCUUGCAACCCUCCAGCCGCCAUGAGGUCCAUUCGGUCGUUCGGGAACGAUGACCGUCACGUCAUGGCCAAGCACUCCACCAUCUACCCUUCCUCCGAGGCCCUGGAGGCGGUGCAGAGCCUGGUCUCCGGCGUGGAGCGCGCCCUCAAGCACGUGUCGGAUUGGAUGGACCAAACUCAAGCCAGCCAAUCAAAUCCACCGAACUCAUCCGGCACGCAGGAGGAGGAGACGGAGGCCAGCGCCGACGAAUCGCCAGAAGGCAGCACGAACGAGGACAGCAGCUGUAGCAGCGCUCCCAGUGAAGGACGGGUGCUGUGCGGCGUGAUGAGGAUCGGUCUGGUGGCCAAAGGCCUGCUGAUUAAAGAUGACAUGGAUCUGGAGCUGGUGCUCAUGUGCCGAGAGAAGCCCACCAAGACUCUGCUGUGCACCGUCUGUGAAAACCUGCCGCUGCAGAUCGAGAAGCUGACAGAAGAGAAGUAUGAGAUACAGAGCUCUAUUCCAGAGGCCGCCAUUUUGAUCCGCACCACAACAGACCCCAAACUCACGCUGAAGGUGACGCUCACCUCCCCGCAGGUGCGAGACGACGGCGAGACGGAGGAGCAAGAGAGCGUUGAGUCGAGCGAGCCGGCGGACCUGUUGGAUAGACAGAGGUGCCUGGUGGCGUUGGCCUCUCUGCGACAUGCCAAAUGGUUCCAGGCUAGAGUUAACGGGCUAAAGUCGUGCGUGAUCGUCUUGCGAAUACUGAGAGACAUGUGCAAUAGAGUCCCGGCGUGGGAACCUCUGAAAGGAUGGCCUUUGGAGUUAAUAUGCGAGAAGGCCAUUGCUACGUGUAACAGACCUCUGGGAGCGGGAGAGGCUCUGCGCCGGGUCAUGGAGUGCCUCGCCUCUGGCAUACUGCUUCCAGGCGGGCCAGGCCUGCAUGAUCCCUGCGAGAAGGAGCCGACGAACACCUUGUCAGCCAUGACUGAUGAAGAGGCGGAGGCCAUCACCUUCAACGCACAGCAUGCUCUGCGGCUCAUGGCCUUCGGGCAGAUCUAUAAGGUCUUAGAAAUGGACCCUCUCCCCUCAAGUAAACCUUCACAGAAAUUCCCCUGGUCGGAUAAAGAAGGUUUAGGGCUGAAGAGACCUUAUGAAGAUGGUCUGCUGGACGACAAGGACCUCAUCAAGAAGAUGAAACGCAACCUGAGAAAAGCAGUUCUUGACAGUAAAGCAAUAGACUCAAAUCAGCCCAUGAACGCUCUGAUGCGCUUGAACCAGAUCCGGCCGGGGCUGCAGUAUAAACUGCUGUCUCAGUCAGGUCCGGUUCACGCCCCCGUCUUCACCAUGUCUGUAGACGUCGACGGCACUGUUUACGAAGCCUCUGGCUCCUCGAAGAAGACCGCCAAGCUGCACGUGGCUGUAAAGGUGCUACAGGCGAUGGGUUACCCCACAGGCUUCGACACAGACCUGGACUCCAUGAGUGCAGACGAGAAGUCGGACGGGGAGGGCAAAAGCGAAACGUCCACACACUCAAGCAAUAACACAUCACACUCCUCAGACAGCUCCAACACGUUGGAGGUGCGAACUCAGGGUCCUAUUUUGACGGCCAGCGGGAAGAACCCCGUCAUGGAGCUGAAUGAGAAACGUCGCGGGCUGAAGUAUGAGCUCAUCUCAGAGAGUGGAGGAAGCCACGACAAACGCUUCGUCAUGGAGGUGGAAGUGGACGGACAGAAGUUUCGUGGUGCAGGGCCCAAUAAGAAAGUAGCCAAAGCCAGCGCUGCCCUCGCGGCUCUAGAAAAACUCUUCUCCGGGCCUAAUGCUGCUGGCAACAAGAAGAAAAAAAUAAUCCCUCAGAGUAAAGGGGCAUUAGCUGCAGCUGCUGCUGUGUCUGCCGUCGCGGCGCAGGCUGCUCGAGGACGAGGAAGACCCACCCUCACACGAGGAGCCUUCGUCAGCGCCGCCGCGGCUCCUGGAUACGUCACACCAGGCUUCGGAGCUCCAUACGGGUACAGCGCAGCGGCCGCCGCUCCUGCAUACGGUGGUCUUUUCAUUGACAAUCCCUUUUACCAGCCGCGGACCAUCGCUCCUUUUUUUAUUCACUUGGGUCCUCAAGAUCUCUUCUCUGACUUCUAGAACCAUCAGGUUGUGUGGCUCUAAACUGUCGUACCACUCCAGGCUUGACCAGGCUGUCUCCACCGCACAGAAACGGCCCAAACUUCAUACACUCUCCACCCAAACCCAUCCAUACCCAAUCUAAGGAUCCAAAAACGCACCAAUCUUACAAAAGCAAUACUCUAUUUGACUUGCUCGUCCCGAAAAACCGGCCGGGGACUUCGGUUCCUUCUUAUAUAGCAAUACACUUGAACUCUUUUGGGCUUUAAGCUUACUUGAGAUGUGAAUGUUCGGUUGAGUCUUACUCAAACUUGGCAUUGCAAUAUAGUCAUUGUCACUGUAUAUUCACCACAUGUGUAUGUGUGGCUAUAUUAUAAAUACAUGCAUAUAUAUAUAUGUAUGGUCUACGGCACUAUAAAUAUAUAUGUGUAGAUAUACUGAUGUACUUAUGUAUAUUUAUAUACAGUAUAUAUAUAUACAUAUUCUUGGUAUUGAUUAUUUUAGAAUUGCAAAAGUGAUAUGUAACCAUUAUACUAGGAUAUAACUUUCUUCCAGUUUUAUAUAUACAGUAUAUGACUAUAUAUAUAUAUAUAUAUAUAUAUAUAUAUAUAUAUAUAUAUAUAUAUAUAUAUAUAUAUAUAUAUAUGCUAAGCAAUUUAAUCUCGUAAAUUAUUCUUGUGAACAUGCAAUAUGAAAGCUCUUUUCUAAAUCUACCUGUAGUAGAUUAGUGAUGCUUCCUUCUCUCAGACUCGAGCAGCUUCGCCGUGUUUUUGCGCCAGAUCUGCGCGAGUGUUUUUUGCUCAGUUGACCAAAGUCUGGCGUUCUGGUUGGGUUAAGAGGUCGUCCUCCAAACAUCUGGCCGCUGUGCCGCCUACAUCCACCGCUCACAGACGUACACACAGGUCUUUCAAAAGCACAUCCGACGGCAGAUUGGUUUACUCUUUCUGGCCGUUGACAGAGGUGCAUACUCGUACACGUAACCGCGCUACGAGGGGCAGCUAACGUGACCCGGUCACUCCUCACUUUCCCCUGCAGAAGCACAGGUUACUCUUUAAUGCGGCAUAGGUGGCCCUUCAUUUGCCUUUUCAUUUGGUCAUUCUUCUCAGGUCUGUUUCACACGCGCACAAAGGUGGUGCAUAUUUAGCCGUAUUUAUUUCCCAUUCAGCAUGAGCUUGCAUUGCAGAAGCGUAGCUGCAAAGUAUCUGUGCUGUGCCUGUUCCUGCCGAAAAUAUGCUUUGAACGCGGCAGUUUGCAUUACAGUGAAAAAUGCACAAAAAUAAGUGCUUCUAAAUCUGGCUGAAUCGAGAUCAUUGAAGCGGUUAAUAACUGCACUUUGUUUUUGGGCUCCGUUCCGUGUAGAUUCAUUGAGAUUUAGACGCACACGUGAUGUGAACCUUGUGUAGACUUUCAGUUUCAUCCAUUUUUGUCCACCUGGUCUCAUAAAAAUAUGUACCCCUGUGCACUUUUUGUGCAACACCAUUUUACGUACCUUUACGCAGUUGGCGCUAAAACACAAAACACAGGUUUAACGCGUGAACCCUUGCACAUUUUUAUUACGUUGGUAUAGGUGAGUAUUGCUGUGUUGCUUCAGUUGCAUAUCGCGAUGGCUUAAAAGUCUAAUAUCUGGGGACUCUGGCUAAAAGUUAAUGCUCUGUCAUAUUGGAAAUAUGGCCUACACCGAAUCCAACCCUAAACCUGAUAGUCUUAAAUGUAAAACUAAUAUCAAAAGGCAUUUGUGGAUGCAGUCGUGCCAUUUCAGCUUCCUUUUAUGUAGAUUUAAUCCGUUUUGUUGAACCGCAGUUACUCGGGAUUUGGCCCUUGAGCUCUCCAACACCUAAGUGCAACGCUAUCACGAGCUUCAGAGGAAACGUACCGUCUAUAUAUAUAUAAAGCUGUAUAUGUGUGAUGCUAACAUUCAAAUCUGCUCUAAAGUCAUAAUAUAAUAUACUUCUUGUAAUUGUGUGUGAAAAGUAGGCUUUAUUCAUCGAAACUCUAGGAAUAGUGUUAAUUUCUUUUGAAAGCUGCACUGAUAUGUGCUUAUUGGUACGUAUUUCGUGUCUCGCUAAAAAGUGCGCCCAGGUACGUUUAUGGGAUGAGACCAGGUAGUAAUUCCCAAAGGCAAGCUCCCAAUAAGUAUUCAAUAAAAGAGUCGCUGUUUUCUGGUUAGAACUGCAAGUGAAAAGGCACCUUGUUUUACUGCGACGCGCACGUGUGUUGUGAAACAGGCCUGUUGAUGCAGAUGGCUCUUUACUUUCGCGUUUUUCUUCAGCAGGUCUGUUGUAGCGCAACUUUAGGCUAUCUAAUUAAUAACAGUACUAAAAAAAACCUCCCAGAUAUAAACCACAGAGCACAGUCGUGAAAAUAACUUGAUGAUCUUGUUUUAGCUGUGCUGGAUUGUAUAACCGUAGUCUGAAUGCAUAUUGUUAAAGUACUUUUAUAUCAAAAUUUCCUUCACUUGUUACCUCCACGUGUAUAAGAAUAGAUGAUUUAAACGAUAUCAGUAGUAAUGUAUUGAUGUUUGUAUGUCAAAAUACUUUUGAUAUAUGUUACUGUGCAUCCAGUAACCAAUGGAAUGUCACGAUUUCUCACCGAAAGGCCCCAAAAUGUCACAAAAACAGGACAUACUUCACCACCCAGAAACACUGAAUGUGUCCCCUUAUAUAAAUUUCCCCAUGUAUUCAGUCAUAUUUUAGCUGUUGUGUUUGAAUGUGAAAUAUUGUAGCUCUCAAAUAGGAAAAGAUGGGAUAUAAUCACAGAAUUAUUACAGAAUAGUACUAGUUUAAUAGUAAUAGUACAGUGAUAGUUUAAUAAAAGCAAUAGUACAACAUGCAUUAUAUAACGGUAUCAGUUUAAAUAUACUUGUUUAACAUAAUGUAUUUUUUUUUUUUUGAUGUUUCAUUCAGUGGAAUAUUUUUCAAAACAAAUUCAUUUUUCUGUUCCCCAACCAGACGAGACUUCGGUCAGUUUUGAAUUAGAGCUGGUAAGUCUUGUAUGGGUAAGUUUUGUGUGGAAAUGCAAAUAGAUUUGAGAGAAAAGCGCAUCAAAAGACCCUGCAGUGACACAACAUCAGAUGGCCUUUAUUUUUCUUUGAGCUUUUACGAAUGAUCGUCAAACACACAAGCCCCUCUCCACGAUGCCACACCAGCAUGACGUAGUGCAAACCACCGACAACUGGGAGUUAAUGCUGUUACCGUUAUAUUGAGUUCGUAAAACAGAGGGCUAACUAAGCGUGGUGGAGAAUGUGUUCAUUUUUGCAUCGCAGCGAUUGAAAGUCUUCCAUGUUCUUUGUUUAAUUCGUUUGCAGAGCACAAAACCCUUUGUCGGUGAUUAAAGUCAACAUGAAAUCAAAACCUUCAUUUUAUUGGCAUUUCAUCUGACGGUCAUCCACAGUGACUCUAUCAGUGCCUCUCGUCUAAUUAUCCCAAUCUUACACUUCGUUUUUUUCCUGUUUGCUUGGAAAUAUACACAUGCGUGGAGCGUUUAGAGAAGCCAGUUGCAAACGUCAUUUCAUGUUGACCAAGAUUACCUCGAAAUAUGAUUUCUCAAACGUGCUGCAAAACAUUCCAUAUUUCAAGAUAAUAAAGGAAUGUUUCACCGAUCCAAAUCCAAUGCAAGAAGCCAUAUAGCUUGUCUUGAUGAACAGCAGACGUAGCUGCAUUGUUUUGCUGCAGUGCUUAGGAAGCACCAGAAUCUGAAUCUCCUGAACUGCAAAUACGUCUCUCUUCAUGCCAGCCCGCUUCCCCGGGUGGCACCCGCAGCCAGAUGGUCUUCAUAAAUAUGUUGUGAGGACUCAUAUUUUAGUUCAGUUUAGGUUUUAAUUCUGCUCAUCAAAGUGGAGCGGAGCUCGUCAGCUGUGUUUGAAUCUCAGCGGUCCGUCGUAGGGAGAAGACAUUAGCACAGCUGCAUCUCUGCGAAACGAAGUGGGAAAAAAAUUCCAAUAAAAGACCCAGAGAGGCUUCGUCUGACUGAUACAAACCAGGCUUGAUUUUCUCGGGAGCCAUUGAAAGUUUGCUUUAUUUGUUUGGUGACUUGGGUGUGACGUCACCGUUUGUAGGCGGGGGCCUGGAUAUUUGCACAAGAUUGUAUACCACUUCCAGCAGUUCUGCUCAGGUAGAUGUCAAAUGCAACACAGAUAACGCUUCUGCUAUUUUAGCGCUCUUGCGUUCAUUUGUAAGAGCCAGGAGGCAGCAGUUCAAGCAGUUGAUCCAGAUACAUCUCUUCCUCCAUGCUUUCGUCCUGAGCUGAGGAUGCUGUCCAAGUGCUUGUUUUAGCAUUGCAUUGUGGACUGUGCAAACGCUAGCAUUACGGAUAGAUGUUUUUUAAACCUACAUUCGCCCGUUAUUUGCUGCUGAAGAUAAAUGUUACUUAAUAUUAUACCCGCAUUUGCUGUAUUUCGGCAAAAUAUGCAUUUUAGAUCAAACAUUUUGAGUGCAACCUAGACACACCAGUAAACGGUAGGGCACUGCAAAUGAAAAGAGCAGCGUGAGAACAUUACUAUGUGUGCUCUCGUGGGGAGCGUUGCAAUUUUUCUGACAUUUCAGUGUGAGCAAAAAACGGUUUUGUAUCUGGAUUAACGUAGACGUAGCCAAUGCAACAAAGCUCUUCCAUUUCAAAAGAAAUCUAGACUGAAAUCCCAACAUUGGCUCUGAAAAGUUGCUUUGACUGUUGCCUCUGAUCGAACCAGUACAUCAUUUAAAAAAAUCUACUUAUCUAGGAUUUCAUUUAUCAACAAAUAACUAGGUUCUAGGGGGAAAUGGCAUUAUAAUUUUACAUGUAACAGAACGAUGACUAUUAGAUUUAGUUCUAAAGAGGCAUUUCCCCACAAAUACACACUGAUGUUCACUUUAUAAUGUUGGUGCUUUAUCAGUACGAGCAGACUACUUGAGUCUUAAUUCUGAAAGAAUUAGGUGGUGGAGUAUUUAUCCCGUCGUGAAGGAAAGGGACUUGUGUGUGGGACUUGAGUUGGAAAUUCAAUUUGCGAGCUUGCGAUGUAAGUACAGAAAUAUAGAUCCAGUUUCAGCUUGAGCAAGCUUUGCAAAAUGAAUUGCUGAAGUGAAUGUUUUCUCCACGUCUCCGAUCUCUCCCUGCAUAUAGCCGGGGCAGACGGGGACGGCCGUCAUUUGAGCUGGUCCAUGCGUGAGCCGGGACGCUGAAGGUCCUGGAGACUGAACCAGCAAUAGAGCCGUGUUUAGCUUUGGAAUGUAUUUAUGUAGUAGAAUGUACUUUUCAUAGAAGAGCUAACUGCAUCUUUGUAGACGCAUCCAAAUACACCGAUACAAAUUACAUCACAAAAAAAAUACUUGUGUGAUUUGUGUGCGCGUGUGGGGUUUUUCUUGUUUCGUUUCGUUUUUCCUGUGGGUGCUUAUGCCCAUUUUUCUGCUUAUUUUCUGUUAUUUUUUUACUUUCACGAGCAUGGCAGAUCCUCGCUUGCGUGCUCUUCGUUCUGUAAAUACUCUUGUGUCGGACUGCGACUGAAAGCAGUCUGCGGGGAUUCUCAGUUAUCCAUUUCACCACUUUUAUUGACAAAUGAUAUAAACACAAAAUUAUCUAGAUUUGAGAUAUUAUAAAGGGUAACAAUAUAAUGUGAAAUGGUGAUUGUGCACAACUUCUGUGAGCGAGCAGUGCUUGAACAUGACAGCAGUAGAUGUUUGCUAGCCGUGGUAUCAAAUUUCAAACUAUUAGUUGUGAAAAUACUAUAGUGGUUUGUCUGUCACUUUAUUGCCAUAAUUUAUGCUUUUAAAAUAAAGUGCUAAAUCUCUAAAAAGUGUAAACCUUUUUAAAAAAAUAAAUAUAUAAAGACGUUAAACUCUU